GAAGAGCUCGGCAGCAAAAGAUACUGUGUCUGGGUUCUGAGUCUAGUUCUAGUUCUAGUCUGACUGUGAUUCCGAGUCUAACUGCCAUGGGGCUGACUACGCCCAUUUUCAUACCUAAAAUGGCAAGGUCAGCCAAGGACGAGAAAACGGUUGGAGAGCUAUACCAAAAGAUGGUUUCGAAUAAUGAAAUGAGCAUAUCCGUUGCUAGCUCAAAUCUCUUUGUAGCUUUAGUUGAUUGUCAACAAAUUCUAGACUAGGCUCUUGGCUCUCCAUUGAGCCUCCCAUUGAGCCUCUCUUUGACGUCUAAUGUUUGCCCCCUACCGAGGUCACAGUGUUCUCACCGACAACAAUUCGCCGCCAGUCUUACUAAGACCAACAGAGCCUCAUGAUGUCUGCAUCGCCAGUCUCUGUCCCUCGGACCCCAUCUUUGUUAGUUCCAUACAAAGACCUCGCAGUGAAUUGGGCAUCAACGCCACCACCAUCAUACUUGUCAGCAAUCAUCUGCUUGGAUAUGUCAAACGCACCGCCCUUUUAAAGCGUGAGCGGCUAGUUGCCUGCCGUUCGGUGACAUGUCUGAUGAAAGAUGGUAUUGAAGGAAGCAUCUGUUCAGGGGCUUGCAGGUAAUAUCAAAAUCACUCAAAGCGACGACGGUCACAUUGUUCCCUGCCGUCCUAGAUCACAACCGGAUCAGAAACUGUCAGAGGCUGGGUAUCUGAGGGCGUCCUAAUGGUGUGUCAUUCCAAGUGCUGAAUCUUGCGGCGAGAAAAAAAAAGGGGGGGUCAUGAAGGUCCCGGAAUACUUGUUCCACGCUCUGCAAAUUUACAUUUGCUGCCUCUGAGGGAAGUCUCGAUAGCUCUGGAAUCAACGAGAGCGGCAGUUCAUCUGUGACAAGGGUAAACAAAUACAUCGUCUUCUUGGUUGCA
This is a messenger RNA of Pyricularia oryzae 70-15, 923 nucleotides long. RefSeq lists its product as uncharacterized. The record is from RefSeq and is a predicted model, not a curated record. The coding region runs from base 307 to 624 and encodes 105 amino acids. The transcript is spliced from 2 exons. Lineage: Eukaryota; Fungi; Ascomycota; Sordariomycetes; Magnaporthales; Pyriculariaceae.